AUGGCGGCAGCCGCUCCUCUGCGCGAAGAGCCGGCAGUGAGCCUGGCCGCGGCAAACAGGGAGGAGCAGAGUGCUGUGGAUUCCCAACAACUUCGGUCUCCACGGCGUGAGACGCUUUUUCCUCCGGCAUCUCGCCCAGGGGGAGCCGCAUCUGCCUCCCCUACAGCUCUCGCGGCGUCUCCUUCGCCUCAUUUUCCCGCUUCUCUUUCGCAGUCUCCUUCUCUCCCGCAUGUCGGCGGCGAGGGCGCCAUGCAGCUUGCCGCGGCGGCGAUGAGCUCAGCGGCUCUGCUCGCCGUCGAGGCGACGGUGGCUGCCCGCGAGUCUCUGAACGCCGCGGCUCUCCGCGUCGACCGCUCGCCCGGGGGUGGGGGAGGACCCGAUCCUGUGCCCCAGACGCCUGAAGCAGAUGCGACCAAGCUGCGUUUUUCUGCGUCCGCCUCUUCGCCCUCUCCGCUCUCUUCGCAGUCGCCGGCGGCGCCACGUGCCUCGGCGGCUCCACCCUGCGCCUCCUCAGCAGCGCUGCAAACCUGCGCCGCGCCGUCUCCUUCGGCAGCUUCCGCGGCCGCUCCCGUCUCGCCCGUUCGUGCGUCCGCUUUAGGAGCUCGGAGCGAGUCGCCAGCUGCACAUGCUGUGUUGCAGGCGGCUGACAGCUCCCCUUUGUCCGCGGAGCCCGCAGGCCUUCUGAACCGGGUCUCCCAGUGGACAGGCAUGAGGGGUUUCUGGCGCGAGGAGACACAGGCGGAGACUCCGCCGGAGGCGGUGGAGCCCAGCGCCAACGCUCCGACCGCGGUCGCGGCGCGAGCCGCCACAACCAGCGUCUCGGCUGCGGCGCGAGCCGCGACCUCCUGGAGUCACUGGCUGACCGAGGCCGCUGGAGGCCUCGUCGAAGAACUCAAGGCGGAAGUGGAUGUCUCGGAAGACCUGAAGGAGCUCUACGGGACGCUAGCGCGGGAUUCGCAGCGUUGGAUCGAGAAACACCAGACGGUGUUUGCACACGGCGCGUCGCCGCCGGCGUCGUCUGCGUCGCCAGGGUCGGCUUCGUCGUUCUCCUCUCGCGUGCCGUCUACGCCGCCGUCGCCACCGCCGGCGUCGACGCCCCCUGGAGAGGUUCGCCUCGCGGCGCCCGCUUCGUCUGCAGGCGCCGCGGCGGCCUCUUCGCAGAGUGUCUCGCAGCUGGCCUUCCUGUUCCCCUCGUCGCUCACCUCCUCCACGUCGGCUGUUGAAGACGUGCAGGCGCCGUCUCCGCUUCGACACGCGCAGACGCUCCCCGUCAUGUACUCCGCGUCCUCCGCUGCGUCUCGCUUGUCGCCCUCGGCGCUGACCGCCGCGAGCUCGCCGAUGCAACCGCUGCGGUCUCGCCCCUUCGCGGACGACUCAGACGUGUGGAGUCGGCUCGCCCGCGACGACGGAACCCUCGCAGCCGCCCGAACUGCGGCCGCAGCCAUGAAAUCGGUCUCCUCAGGCUUCUCUUCGCUCUUUUCCUCUGCCUCUUCUCUGGUAUCUUCGGCGAGCGACGCCGUCAAGAGCACCGGCUGGAGCGGGAGCGCGGCGCUCUCAGACCCGAGAGACAGCGAGCCGGGGCGGCUGCCGCAGAGGCCCACAGAGAGGCGUGCGCUGCGAGGCGCUGCUGGAGGAAGCCUCGCAACUUGGAUCCAGGAAGCAGGAGGGAGAAGGAGCGACGCGCGACAGGCGACAACUCAGAACGUACGGGAGCGAUUGCCUUCCAGCAUUGCACGAGGCUCGCGGGAGCUCCAGCGGCAGUACGCCGCCCUCGUUCGCUCCCGCGCCACGUUUCUCGAAGAUGUGUGCGAGUCGCUGGCGCCAGCGGGGGAGACACGCGCCCGCUUGGAGCUCAGCAGCGACGUUCCAGAGGAUUUUUCUCUCCUUGAGCACGCGCUUUCGCCGUCGUCAGCCAACCGAGACGACGCGGAUGCGCUGGCGCGCGAGUUCGAAAACUUCAGCGUCGAGGCGUACGAUGACCUCCUCGACUUCUUCCAUGACCCGGCCGUGAUGGAGAUGCGGCGGCAGCUCGUUCCCGACGCAGUCAGCGAUGCGCUCUUCUGGCGGCGAUUCUUGUUUCGCGUACGCGCUCUCCUCAGAGCGACCGCGGAGUCCUCUCCGGCGUCUUCUUUUCUCGCGUGCGAAGUAGAGAAGCGAGAUCCCCGAGAGGGAAGUUCAGGCUUUGAGGCGCCGUCCGGUGGCCCACCGUCUGACGCGCGCUGGAUGGCGGGGGCUGCAGCGGCUGGCGGCGACAGGAGCGAAGAGUCGAAGGUGCGGCUCACGGAGCUCGACGAAGAGGAUAUCGCGUGGGACGACGAUGACGCGGAGGGCGGUGCAGGGGAAGCGGAAGGCAGCAGCGACUCACUCCAUUUGCAGUUGAGCGUCGCUACAGCGAGUGCCGAGUUUGCAAGCGGCGCGAUGAUGCGUCCCUUGCCUGGCUCGUCGCGAGGGAUGACUCCUCGCGCUGCAUUGCUGGUUGACCUUCCUUCCUCGUCUUCCCCAUCCCCCUCGUCGUCUGCAGCUUCCUCUCCUCCGCCGCCUUUCUGCCAGUUCCCCGAGGGCCACCCCGCCGCGUUUUCCGCCUCCUCAAGCGAGCCGCAGCGAGUCGACGCCACGCGCCCAGAGGCGCUCGCGUCGAGGCCUCCGCAUGCGCCACCUUCGGCCGCCGCUGCACUCUUCUCUUGCAAGGUGGCCUUGGGGCAGGAAGACGAGGAAGCUGAGGAAGUUCUGUCCUCGUGGCAGCACAGCGGCUUGUCGAGUCGCAGCGGCGAGCCAGAGGAUCUCGGCUGCUCGAGCUCUAGGCUUGGCGCGGACGAGUCGCAACAGCCUCCGCCGCGCGAGCCUCUGCAGGAGGGAAGCGCAGAGCUUUUUCUGCUACCAGGCGCCGGUCGUCGUGACGCUGGGGCGGAGAGCGGCCCCCGAGCAGACGCGGGAGACGAAGAGGAGGUGGCGCUAGAGGAGGGCUGGAAUGACGAAGAGCUUAUUCUUCUUUAA
Messenger RNA from Besnoitia besnoiti, 2994 nucleotides. RefSeq lists its product as uncharacterized. The coding region runs from base 1 to 2994 and encodes 997 amino acids. NCBI's taxonomy places the organism in Eukaryota, Apicomplexa, Conoidasida, Eucoccidiorida, Sarcocystidae. The transcript is spliced from 5 exons. The record is from RefSeq and is a predicted model, not a curated record.